Molecule: messenger RNA, 1412 nt
Organism: Apodemus sylvaticus (European woodmouse)
Lineage: Eukaryota; Metazoa; Chordata; Mammalia; Rodentia; Muridae
Gene: Dhrs1
Product: dehydrogenase/reductase 1
Exons: 9
Coding region: 214-1155 (313 amino acids)
Source: RefSeq, a predicted model, not a curated record
CCCUUCCCCCCUUGCGGGUUCCACCCCCGGGUCUGAACUCCAGGGCUAGACUCCUCGACUCUUUCUAUAUCAUCCUCGCCUGCACCUGGACUUCCAUCCAGGCACGUACUCCGACGGGGCAAGAAUCAAAGUUCUCGAACUUUGGUCUGGCGAUCUGGGCAGAAAGAAACUCAGAAGCUACGUCUGCAUCAGAUAUCACCUUUGAUGUGAGUCAUGGUAGCACCUAUGAAGGGCCAAGUGUGUGUGGUAACUGGGGCCUCCAGGGGUAUUGGCCGUGGCAUUGCCUUACAGCUAUGCCAAGCAGGUGCUACAGUUUACAUCACCGGCCGCAAUCUGGACACUCUUAGAGCUGCUGCCCAGGAGGCACAGUCCCUUGGGGGCCGGUGUGUACCAGUGGUGUGUGAUUCGAGCCAGGAGAGUGAAGUGAAAAGCCUGUUUGAGCAGGUAGCUCGGGAGCAGAAAGGGCGGCUCGACGUCCUGGUCAACAAUGCCUAUGCUGGUGUCCAGGCGAUCCUGGACACCAGCAACAAGUCAUUCUGGGAAGUCCCCGCCUCCAUUUGGGAUGAUAUAAACAAUGUUGGACUCAGAGGCCACUACUUCUGCUCUGUGUAUGGGGCGAGGCUGAUGGUACCAGCUGGCAAAGGACUCAUUGUGAUUGUCUCCUCCCCUGGAGGGCUGCAGCAUAUGUUCAAUGUCCCAUAUGGUGUGGGCAAAGCAGCGUGUGACAGACUGGCUGCUGACUGUGCCCAUGAGCUACGGCGUCAUGGAGUCAGUUACGUAUCUCUGUGGCCAGGGCUGGUGCAAACAGAAACAGUGAAGGAGUUUAUGGCAAAGGAGGAGCAGCCUGAGGACUCUCUGUUUAAGAAGAUGAAACAAGAUUUCUCAUCUGCCGAAAGUACAGAAAUGAGUGGCAAGUGUGUGGUGGCCUUGGCAACAGACCCCAAUAUCCUGAGCUUGAGUGGGAAAGUGCUGCCGUCCUGUGACCUUGCCCGGCGCUAUGGCCUUAAGGAUGUCGAUGGCCGCCCUGUCCGAGACUAUUUUUCUUUGGGCUACGCCCUCUCACAAGUCUCCAGCCUGGGAUGGCUGAGCUCCUACUUGCCUGGCUUUCUCCGUGUGCCCAAGUGGAUGGUCACCCUCUACACCAGCAAAUUCUAACUCCUCACCUGCUAUCCCAGUCCCUCCACAACCUUGCUCAUUGAGGCUCAGGUGGGUGAGGCUGAACAAACCCGCUUUCCCACACACCCGUGUCCUCACCAUGAAGAGAAGGUGGCUAGUGGGCAUCUAGUGCAUUCUGGGGGCUCUGGUAGGUUCUUUGUGCCUUGGUUUUCCCUGUCCCUACAUCUUAAUAUUUUGCUUAAGUAUUUACAAGUGCUUAUAAAUAGAAGUUAAUAAAGGUCUCAUCUCCCCUUCAA